AUGGGUGCCCUCAAGUAUGUCGAGGAACUUCAGAAGAAGAAGCAGUCUGAUAUGAUGCGCUUCUUGAUGCGCGUUCGCCUUCGCCAACUGAAGGUGAUCCACCGCGCCAGCCGUCCCUCGCGCCCGGACAAGGCUCGCCGCCUCGGGUACAAGGCCAAGCAGGGCUACGUUAUCUACCGCAUCCGUGUCCGCCGUGGAGGUCGCAAGAGGCCCGCGCCCAAGUACCCCACCAACCAGGGUAUCAACCAGCUCAAGUACCAGCGUUCGCUCAAGGCCACCGCCGAGGAGCGUGUCGGCCGCCGCUGCGCCAACCUGCGCGUUCUCAACUCGUACUGGAUCAACCAGGACUCGACCUACAAGUACUACGAGGUCAUCCUUGUCGACCCCCAGCACAAGGCUAUCCGCCGCGAUCCUCGCAUCAACUGGAUCGUCAAGCCUGUCCACAAGCACCGCGAGAACCGUGGUCUUACCGCCACCGGCAAGAAGAGCCGUGGUCUCGGCCGUGGACACAAGUACAACAACACGACUGCCGGAAGGAGGAAGACGUGGAAGAGGCACAACACCCUCUCUCUCUGGCGCUACCGAUAG
Dothidotthia symphoricarpi CBS 119687 is the source of this 588-nucleotide messenger RNA. RefSeq names its product 60S ribosomal protein L15. Gene Ontology annotation, biological process: cytoplasmic translation. Gene Ontology annotation, cellular component: ribosome; cytosolic large ribosomal subunit. The transcript is spliced from 4 exons. The record is from RefSeq and is a predicted model, not a curated record. Gene Ontology annotation, molecular function: structural constituent of ribosome; RNA binding. The coding region runs from base 1 to 588 and encodes 195 amino acids. Lineage: Eukaryota; Fungi; Ascomycota; Dothideomycetes; Pleosporales; Dothidotthiaceae.